Molecule: messenger RNA, 201 nt
Organism: Aplosporella prunicola CBS 121167
Lineage: Eukaryota; Fungi; Ascomycota; Dothideomycetes; Botryosphaeriales; Aplosporellaceae
Exons: 2
Coding region: 1-201 (66 amino acids)
Source: RefSeq, a predicted model, not a curated record
AUGAAGGCCGCUACCUCCACCAUCGUCUUCGCUUUCGCCAUCCUCCUUGCUCCAUUCGUUGGAGCUGCGCCGGCACCAGCCGAGAAUGUUCAAGCUGUUGCGUGCACUUCAGACAACUACAGAGAUGUCUGCCCGCCAUGCAAUGACGCUGGAAGCAAGGGCUGCUUCAACGGCCAGUGCAUUGAGAACUGCAAUCUUUAG